Messenger RNA from Triticum aestivum (bread wheat), 1244 nucleotides. Its product is annotated as WD repeat-containing protein VIP3. NCBI's taxonomy places the organism in Eukaryota, Viridiplantae, Streptophyta, Magnoliopsida, Poales, Poaceae. Bases 91 to 1059 code for a protein of 322 amino acids. Gene Ontology annotation, cellular component: Cdc73/Paf1 complex. Gene Ontology annotation, molecular function: protein binding. The record is from RefSeq and is a predicted model, not a curated record. The transcript is spliced from 2 exons.
CAAAACCCAGGAACCCCUCCCAGCUCCCCUCCCGUCAGCAGCCAGAUCAAACGCCUAGGGUUUGGUUCGUGAGAGAGAAGAGAGGGUGCGAUGAAGCUUGCGGGGCUCAAGUCGGUGGACGGAGCUCACGAGGACUCGAUCUGGGCGGCCGCGUGGGUGCCCGCUGUUGACCACCGCCCCACGGCGCUGCUUCUCACCGGCUCCAUCGACGAGACCGUCCGCGCCUGGCAACCCGACGACCUCGCCGCCGCGUCCCCCCCGGCGGGAGGGCACGCGCUCGGAGUGAUAUCCCUCGCGGCGCAUCCUGCCGGGGUCAUAGCCGCCGCGGUCUCCAUCGACAGCCACGUCCGCGUCUUCGACGUCGACUCCGGCGCAUCCAUCGCCACGCUCGAUGCCGCGCCCUCCGAGGUCUGGGGCGUUCAGUUCCACCCCAAGGGUGUUGCUCUGGCUGCAGCUGGUGGUGGCAGUGGAUCAGUAAAACUCUGGGACACGGAGAAGUGGCAACCUAUUGCCAGCCUUCCUGUUCCGCGUCCAGAGGGAGCUCGCCCCGAUAAAACAGGCAGCGGCAAGUUUGUUCUUUCAGUGGCCUGGAGUCCAGAUGGCAAGCUCUUAGCAUGUGGAUCCAUGGAUGGCACGAUUGCGGUGUAUGAUGCGGUCCGCAUGAAGUUCCUCCACCACCUGGAGGGGCACCACAUGCCAGUGAGGUCCAUGGUGUUCUCGCCGGUGGACCCCCAUGUGCUCUUGACCGGAUGUGACGACUCCCACAUCCACAUAUACGAUGCCAAGGAGAAGGGCCUGAUCGGGGCCAUGUCGGGUCAUGCGAGCUGGGUGCUGAGCAUCGACGUGAGCCCGGAUGGCAUGGCGGUGGCGACAGGCUCCAGCGACCGCACCGUCCGGCUCUGGGACAUCAAUGCGAGGGCGUCAGUUCAGACCAUGAGCAACCACUCAGACCAGGUCUGGGCCGUUGCAUUCCGGCCGCCGGGAGGGGAAGGAGUCCGUGCUGGCCGGCUCGCCAGCGCUUCGGAUGACAAGAGCAUCUCCCUGUACGAUUACUCCUAGUUUUACAGAUUAGGCGAGCUGUGAUACAGCCCUCUGUUAUUGCCGUCUGUUCUACCAUGACCUGUACCGCUGUACGAUGCUGACUAAAGCCGUCACUUGCAAGUUGAGCGGGUUUAAUUGUAGUGGUUAAAAGUGAUUUUCCUGCAAGUGAUUGCGACAUGCUUAUUUGGAUUUCGGGUAUAGCU